GCGAGAGGAAGGCGUUCGCGGCAUUUUUUGACAGUUGCAUUUUUUUUCGCGACAAGGCGGAUUGUCAAACAGCCUAGUUGAAAGUUGUGUUUGUUUAUCAUUGUGAGAAAUGGUGAAGUUCUGGUGGAUGUUUAUGUUAUUUGCUAAAAUUGCAUCGGCUAGUGAGAACGAGCUUCCAUCUGCGGAGGUGCAAAAAGAGUCACGUUUCCUUCCUCUGUUCGAAGCGAAGCGAUAUGACAACCGACCACUUGGAGUUGGGCCUGGCGGUCUACCGCCGUUGACCACAGUGCCCAUCGCUGGGGAGCGCUGCUCGUCACGCCUGGAGUCCGCAUUAGACCAGAUGAAGCGACGGAAAAGGACGCAGCCGAAAAAUUUGGACACCCCUUUGAGUCAAAGCAUCGAUCUCAAUGGCUACAGCUUGUACCAGCAAAUGCGAUCAGCUCCCGUCGACAUGUAUGUUACAAGGAUGAGGGUACGACUGCCGCAAAACAGCAACUGGGUUAGAGUGGAGAAAUGCUACUUCGACCCAAGAAACGUCUCACUGGAUACCAUGCUUCUAUUCCACGACAUAACAAUCAGUGGCAAUGUGGAUCUAUACGAUGCAAAUGACCUAGAUAGAGGUAUUCCACCCAGCCGAAGAUCGAGAAGACAUUUCGCCGAAUCCAGAUCAAUAGACGGCCCUUUUGACAACUACGCUAGAAGUCGAGGCAGUAACGGCUGUAACAUGAUCCUAAGACUAAGAAAGGCAGGAAUUGGCUUCCACACUCGACCUUUGAAUCAACAACCAGGUAAAUUCAACGUGAAAACCGAUUCAGAAUUCGUUGAACCUGGCUUCAUAAGCGUAUACGCAUACGGUUGCGAGAAGUACAUAAACAGAAACUCAGUUCGGAAUAAGGACAACUUGCCUUUGAAGCGACGAAAGCGAUCGGAUGAGUUUACUUUUGAUGCAAGACCAUUAUACAGUGGGGGAGUGGAUAGUAGGGCAGCUGACAACAACUGGGACAUUGUUUACGAACCGCGAAGUAGGGUCAAUUACGAACGAAGUAAACUGUUUAGGCCCGACGACGAAUUGGACGAAGCAGAAGACAUUUCUCGAGAAAUGGAAGACAUAUUUACAAAAGGUAUACGAACUCUUUUGACCACUUAUAUGAAGAAAGAAUUGCAGCCAGCUAUCAAAGACACUUUGAUGCGGAAUAUGGGCUAUGUGAUAUCGUACGGCUGAACAGAAUCUUAAACCUACUUGUUAAAAUAAAAAAUACUUUAGCUGGGUACCUAUUGGGAAAAGUGACGAAAAUUUUAAGAAUCGAAUUAAAAUGUUAGGGCACAUAAUUUUAAAAUGUUUACGAUUAGUUUUGUAUUAUUGU
Spodoptera litura is the source of this 1364-nucleotide messenger RNA. RefSeq lists its product as uncharacterized. The record is from RefSeq and is a predicted model, not a curated record. Lineage: Eukaryota; Metazoa; Arthropoda; Insecta; Lepidoptera; Noctuidae.